Varanus komodoensis (Komodo dragon) is the source of this 969-nucleotide messenger RNA. RefSeq names its product ankyrin repeat and SOCS box containing 11 (gene ASB11). NCBI's taxonomy places the organism in Eukaryota, Metazoa, Chordata, Lepidosauria, Squamata, Varanidae. Bases 1 to 969 code for a protein of 322 amino acids. The transcript has 7 exons. Gene Ontology annotation, molecular function: protein binding. The record is from RefSeq and is a predicted model, not a curated record. Gene Ontology annotation, biological process: positive regulation of protein catabolic process; protein ubiquitination; intracellular signal transduction.
AUGGAGGUCACUACGAUAUUCCAAGCUUUCAAUAAUAUUUAUUUUGCAAUCUUUGCUUUGUUUUGUUUUAAACUCUUAAUCAAAAUCUCUUUAGCUUUGUUGACUCAUUUCUAUAUUGUGAAAGGGAAUAGGAAAGAGGCUGCCAGGAUAGCAGAAGAAAUCUAUGGCAUAGCCCCAGGCUCAUGGGCAGAUAGAUCUCCUCUUCAUGAAGCUGCAUUUCAAGGCCGACUUCUAUCUUUGAAAACCUUGAUGGCACAGGGAUUCAAUGUGAAUAUUGUCACAAUAGACCGUGUUUCUGCUCUUCACGAGGCAUGCCUGGGUGGCCAUGUUGCUUGUGCAAAAGUGUUACUGGAAUAUGGUGCUCGUGUCAAUGCAGUCACUGUCGAUGGGGUCACGCCUCUGUUUAACGCUUGCUGUAGUGGCAGUGCUGCUUGUGUCAACAUGCUGCUUGAACAUGGGGCCAGGCCACAAUGGGAGAAUCACUAUGCUUCACCAAUUCACGAAGCUGCGAAGAGAGGCCACAGAGAGUGUAUGGAAAUUCUUAUAGCUAAUGAUGUGGAUAUGGACCAGGAAGAUCCACAACACGGAACACCACUUUAUGUGGCCUGCAUGAAUCAGAGAACAGAUUGUGUCAAGAAACUUUUGGAAUUAGGAGCUAGUGUUGACCUGGGAAAGCGACUGGACACCCCACUUCAUGCAGCUGCUAGAAAAUCCAGUGCAGAAAUUGUCAACUUGCUAACAGACUAUGGGGCCAGCCUGACAUGUAGAAAUUCUGAAUGCAAAUGUGCUCUUGAUCUUGCAGUACCCAAUAGUUCCAUUGAACGUGCACUGUUGCUUCGGGAAGGUCCUCCUAGACUCUCUCAGCUGUGCCGGCUGUGUAUCCGAAAGUGCUUGGGUCGAUCAUGCCUUUAUGUAGUCCACAAGUUGCAUCUUCCUGAACAACUUAAAAAUUUUCUUUUGUUCCGAUAG